AUGGAUGAACUUAUGUAUAAUGAAAGACAAAAGCCAGAGUUGGUUGAUUUUGAUGUUUGCACUGAAUUACCACCAAAGGUGAAUUCUGAAUGUGACAUUUUCCACAGACUAGGUGAUCGUAAUGACGAAUGGAUCAUGACCAGUUCAAUGCCUGAAUUGGAGGUGACCAUGGCCAUGAUGUUCUUCAUGUCACACAUCGUUCAUUUUUUUCUCAAGUACAUUGGAUUCCCCAGGAUUGCCAACCAGAUCAUUAGUGGUAUCAUCCUGACGUUCAUACUAGUAGAUUAUUCAAACGGGAAGACCAGGGUGGAUAACUUAUUUACAAGAACAGGUCAAGAAGUUCUUGGAACCAUUUACUGCUUUGGCUACCAACUCUUCCUGUUUAUGACAGCAGUGAAAAUGGACAUGGGAACAAUUGUGAGAGCAGGUAAAAAAGCAAUCAUAAUCGGAGUUGCUGCUCCAUUGUUGCCUUUCUUCUUCGGUUUGCGGUUUACAACUACACUUCAAAAGCAACUAACCGAAACAGAGAGCAACAGGCUCAAAGUCAUGGCGUUAGGCCAAUCUCUCAUUUGCUUUCCAGUCAUUUCUUCAAUCAUAACCGAACUCAACAUCCUCAACACCGAAUUCGGCCGCCUAGCUCUCUCUGCAUCAAUGGUUGGCGACGUAGUAAGCAUAUCUCUCGGUAUCUUCGUAAACCUUGGCAUUGCUUAUUUGCAAGGUGGAGCUAAAAGAACAGCUAUAGAUUUGCUUUCAUUUUCUUUGUAUGUUAUGGUGGUCGUGUUCGUCAUUCGGCCACUCAUGUUUCGGAUGAUCAAAAGCACCCCUGAAGGCAGACCCGUAAAGAAUGUCUACGUUUACACAAUUGUUCUUUUAGCUCUCAUUUCCAGCCUUCUAUCCAAUAUGUUUGGUCAAUUCAUCUUACUCGGUCCUUACAUAUUGGGGAUGGCUGUACCGGAAGGUCCGCCACUAGGAUCCACCGUGGUUGAUAAGCUGGAUUGCUUUGUUUCCGGUGUGUUCUUGCCUCUCAUGGUCACAACCACAGGAAUGAGAGUUGAUUUCAAGAAAAUUAAGUACAAUGCGAUGAUGAAGUCCACCAUAGUCAUUGCCAUCGUCACCUACAUUGUCAAAUUCGUAGCCUGCUUGCUACCUUGCCUUUACUUCAGAAUGCCAUCCAUGGAUUCUUUUGCUUUGGCUCUCAUCAUGACAAGCGAAGGCAUUGUCGAAUUAGCCCUCUAUUCCUCGCUCAGAGAUGAUAAUGGCCUUGAUGACCAAAGUUAUGCUGUAAUGCUGCUCAUCAUCUUAGCCCUGUCGAUUUUAGUUCCUAUUGUGGUGAAAUACCUUUAUGAUCCAUCAAGGAAAUAUGCAGGGUACCAGAAGAGGAACAUUAUGCAUUUGAAACCAAAUUCUGAGCUUCGAGUUCUCGCUUGUAUAAAUAGACCUGAUAACGUCCCUGCCAUGAUUAAUCUUCUUGAUUAUUCAUGUCCAACGAAAGAGAACCCCAUUACUGUUUAUGUGCUUCACUUAAUCGAGCUAAUCGGUAGAGCUUCACCCAUCUUCAUUUCCCACCAGAUACAGAAGAAGACCAUAUCCAAUGUCUCCUACUCGGAAAAUGUCAUCCUCUCUUUCAGUCGGUUCGAGAGGGACAACUGGGGCACUGUCAACGUCAACGCCUUCACCGCGAUUUCACCUCCCAAAUUGAUGUACGACGAUAUCUGCACCAUGGCUUUGAACAGGCUCACAUCUCUCAUAAUCCUCCCAUUCCAUCGAAAAUGGUCUAUCGAUGGAAGUGUCGAAGUCGAUGACAAUAUGGUAAGGACAUUGAACUCCAGUGUGCUCGAAAGAGCUCCAUGCUCCGUUGGAAUCCUCGUUAGCCGUGGUAAUUCACAGCGACGGGGAAAUGCCAACGCUUUACCGAACAGCGAUGUAUAUGUACAUUCAGUUUGUACGAUAUUCAUGGGAGGUAAAGAUGACAGGGAGGCAUUGGUUUUUGCCAAACGCAUGGCUAAAGAUCCAAGUAUCAGCCUAACGGUGAUUCAAUUCAUUCCACCGAAAGAACUGCCCGAGAAUCCGAACUUGAAGUGGGAAAAGAUGUUGGAUGCGGAGGUUCUCAAGGAUGUUAGAUAUAGCAAUUCGAGUGUUGCAGGUGAAGCAGGGUUUGUGGGAUAUACAGAGGAGGUAGUGAAAGAUGGAUCGGAAACGGCUUUGAUAGUUAGGAGUUUGGUGGAUGAUUAUGAUCUGAUAAUAACAGGGAGAAGAUAUGGGGUGGAGAGUCCGCAGACUUCUGGUCUAAUGGAAUGGAGUGAAUUCCCUGAGCUUGGCGCCAUUGGAGAUCUUCUUGUCUCUACUGAUGUUUAUGGUAGAGCUUCUGUCUUAGUAGUGCAGCAACAAGUUAUUGACUGAU
Molecule: messenger RNA, 2401 nt
Organism: Ziziphus jujuba (common jujube)
Lineage: Eukaryota; Viridiplantae; Streptophyta; Magnoliopsida; Rosales; Rhamnaceae
Product: cation/H(+) antiporter 3
Exons: 3
Coding region: 1-2400 (799 amino acids)
Biological process (GO): regulation of pH; proton transmembrane transport
Cellular component (GO): endomembrane system; membrane
Molecular function (GO): antiporter activity
Source: RefSeq, a predicted model, not a curated record